Messenger RNA from Planococcus citri (citrus mealybug), 1345 nucleotides. RefSeq names its product rhomboid-related protein 4-like. The coding region runs from base 29 to 820 and encodes 263 amino acids. The transcript has 3 exons. Gene Ontology annotation, molecular function: serine-type endopeptidase activity. Lineage: Eukaryota; Metazoa; Arthropoda; Insecta; Hemiptera; Pseudococcidae. The record is from RefSeq and is a predicted model, not a curated record. Gene Ontology annotation, cellular component: membrane.
AUAGAAUAUUCUUGUAUUGAAAUUAAUCAUGCAUAAUAACGGUAGUGGGACUGGCGUCCAACUCGGUAUUUUGUACAUAUUGUUCCAAAUUAUCAAUGUCGGACUGAACGAAAUUCCAUAUGUGACCUUAAUCACGAUCAUUGGACAAGUAUUAUUAUAUAUGAGAGUAGUGAAACUUCCAUGGACAAAUUACGAGGUUUGUGUGAACGUAUCAGCAAUUUUGGAAAAAAAAGAUUAUCGAAGAUUAAUAUUAGCAGUAUUUGAACAUGCCAACGAUAUGCAUUUAUACUACAACAUGAUGUCGUAUUUAAUCAAAGGAAAAUAUUUAGAAAAAAAAUACGGUAGUCGAAAUUUCCUGUUUCUGUUAUUAUUUCUAUCACUGGCAUCGACGAUCAUCGAUGUACUAUUAUGCUACGGAUUUUCAGUGUGGUUGAAAAGUCCAUACUUGAUGAACGCCUGCGGUAUAGGAUUUUCAGGUGUUUUGUACGCGUUUAAAGUGAUUAUUUAUAUGGAAACUGCCCAUCUACCUUGGGGUAUAAACGGACUUCCUAUUUCUUCGAAAUACAUCGCUUGGAUCGAAUUGAUCGUUUUUCAUAUUUUAACACCAGAUGCAUCGUUUAUCGGACAUUUAGCGGGGAUAUUGGCUGGAUUUUUAUAUACCAAUACGCCUAUCGGAUUUAUUUUUGAUUUCACUGUUUCAAAAAUAACUGGUAAAGUUGUACAGUCAUUUACAUUUUAUUACUUCCGUAGUAGAUUUAUUGCUCAAGAUUGGAUUUUUUUGCAGGUGAUCCUUUCGUACACAAUUAUCAUGAUUUUGUAGGAUGAUUUUUGUCGUGUUUUCAACGUGUUAUUUUGAUGUUGUGUCCGAAGUCGAGACAAUGAAUGGUAGUCUUAGCAGUGCUGAACGAAUACAUCAGUUUAAGUUUUUAUCUAGUAAUAUUUGUAAAAAUUUGUUUAUUGUGGUAAAUAUUAAAAAUUUGUUGACUGUAAAAUGUAAAAAUAGAUUUCGAUUUAAGAUCACAGAGAAAAAGCGUUCUAAUAAUUACCUAAUGAUAUACUUAUCACAGUACCAAAAAGGUAUUAAAAUAUACCAAUAUAAAUUUCAAAAAAAAUUAAAAAAAGUAGGUACAUACAAAGAAAAUAAUUACAACAAUUAGCUAUAGGUACAGAAAGCUUGUACUUAUAAAAUACUUGAGUAUGAUGUGGAUUUCAUAAAAUUGCAUAUUAAAAUGGCACAACAAUACCUAGACAAAGGUACAUAGAAAAUAUUAGUGGUGGGUAGAUAAGGUAGACGUACUCAAGCACUGAAAUAAUUGGUAGGUAAUAAAAACCUUAUGAAUAAAUU